AUGUCUACUAUUGGCUGGACUGUAGACGACUGGAAAAAGUUUCACUUUGAAUCCACACCUGAACACUCAUUCAAACUUUUACAAAAUGUUCUUGGCUCCCAAAAAAUAGCUCCUGAGGACCCAGCAUGGAUCUCUUUGGCCACAGAAGAGAAUCUCCGUCAUCAAUGGAAUUUUUUGCAAUCUAAAGCCCAGAAAGAAACACUACCACUUUAUGGUGUCCCCAUCGCCGUUAAGGAUAACAUCGAUGUGAAAGGUUUCGAAACCACUGCUGCAUGUCCAUCAUUUGCAUACAAACCAGAGCAGGAUGCAACAACAGUAAAGCUCUUGCGAGACGCUGGUGCUAUCAUAUUGGGAAAGACCAACUUAGACCAAUUUGCUACCGGUUUGGUUGGUACCAGAUCUCCUUAUGGUAUCACUCCAAAUACCUUUAACAAAGACUAUGUUAGCGGUGGCUCAUCGGCCGGAUCAGCCUCCGUUGUUGCUAGAGGAAUUGUACCGUUGUCAUUAGGUACCGACACUGCUGGUUCAGGAAGAGUCCCUGCUGCAUUAAACAAUAUUAUUGGGUUGAAGCCAACAAAAGGUGUCUUUUCUUGUAGCGGUGUUGUCCCCGCAUGCAAAUCAUUAGACUGUGUAUCGAUAUUUGCUUUAAACUUACAAGACGCUCAAUUGACAUUUGAAAUCAUGGCCAAAGAGGAUGGCGACAAUGAUGAAUAUUCAAGGGCAAUGCCAUCCAACCCAACAUUGAAAUUCUCGAAAAAACCCAGAGUUGCUGUGCCUACCAAUUUGGUUUGGUGCGGUGAAAAGGAGAACCCAGGAUUGUAUAACAAAGCAGUUGACAUUUUCACACAAAAAGUUGGCGUCGAGGUUGUUCCAUUAGAUAUCGAACCAUUGCUUGAUUUAGCAAAGUGUUUAUACGAAGGUCCUUGGGUAACGGAAAGAUUUGUUGCAGUUAGGGACUUUUUGGCUACAAAUCCCCCAGACAAAGAUCUUGAUCCAACAGUUAUGAAGAUUGUUAAAGGAGGUGAAAAUUAUUCUGCUGCUGCUUGCUUUGAAUUUGAAUACAAAAGACAACGAAUUUUACAAAAAGUCAAGAAACUCUUGAAGGAUAUCGAUGCUAUAAUUGUGCCAACUGCCCCAUUGAACCCAACCAUUAAAGAGGUUUUGGCAGAACCAAUCAAGGUAAAUUCAUGUCAAGGUACAUACACAAACUUUGUUAACUUGGCCGACUUAUCAGCUUUGGCUAUCCCAGCCGGUUUCAGAAAAGAUGGUCAACCAUUUGGUAUCACGUUGUUGUCUCAUAAAUUCAACGAUUACGCAUUGCUCGAUCUAGCAAGUCGUUAUCUCAAACCAUAUGCCGAAACUGUUCCACAUUUCUAUGGCGCUUUGAAGGAAAAGCUCAUUGAGUCUACCAUCCACAACGAGUUGCAUCAACAAGUACCCGCAAUCGCCAAAGACGAUCUGAUCAAAUUGGCAGUUGUUGGUGCUCACCUUAAAGGCUACCAAUUGCAUUGGCAAUUGGAAAAAGUCAAUGCGAGAUUCAUAGAGUCCACAACCACCUCAAAGCAUUACAGAUUAUAUGCAUUACCCAAGACGGGACCAGUUGCCAAACCAGGUUUGAGAAGAGUUGUUACUGAUGCUAAUAAAAAUGCCAAUGAUGAUAAUGAUGAUGAUAAUAAUAAUAAUAAUAAUGAUAACACUGAAGGUACAACAAAUGACCAUGUAAACAAUGGCGGAAGCUGCAUCGCUUUGGAAGUUUACUCAAUUCCAAGAGAAUCAUUUGGUACAUUUAUCAGUAUGGUACCCGAGCCAUUGGGAAUUGGAUCAGCUGAAUUAAAAUCUGGUGAAUGGGUCAAGUCUUUUAUUUGCGAGGAAGUUGGUUAUAAUGCCCCAGGAACAGUUGAUAUUACAUCAUUUGGUGGUUGGGAUAAUUACCAGAAACACUUGAAAAGCGAGAGCGAAAAACACAAGAAGCCAUUUAAUUCUGUGCUAGUUGCCAACAGAGGUGAGAUUGCAGUGCGUAUCAUCAAGACUUUGAAGAAAUUGGGAAUCAAGUCUAUUGCCAUUUACUCAGAUCCUGACAAGUAUGCCGAGCAUGCACUUAUUGCUGAUGUUGCAGUACCAUUACACGGAACCACCGCAGCCCAAACCUACAUUGACAUUGACAAAGUGAUCAAAGCUGCAAAGGACACUGGAGCGGAGGCUAUCAUCCCAGGUUAUGGGUUCCUUUCCGAAAAUGCUGAUUUUUCAGACAGAUGUGGUAAGGAAGGCAUAGUGUUUGUUGGUCCAUCAGGGGAUGCUAUUAGAAAAUUGGGUCUUAAACAUUCUGCUAGGGAAAUUGCCGAAGCAGCUGGUGUACCCCUUGUACCUGGUUCCGGAUUGGUUAAGGACUCCAAAGAGGCCAAGGAAAUUGCUGCUAAAUUGGAAUACCCAGUGAUGGUUAAGUCUACAGCUGGUGGUGGUGGUAUUGGUUUGCAAAAAGUUGACUCUGAAAAGGAUAUUGAGCGUGUUUUUCAAACCGUACAACACCAAGGAUUGUCAUAUUUUGGUGACUCUGGUGUGUUUUUGGAAAGAUUUGUUGAAAAUGCAAGACACGUUGAGAUCCAAAUGCUUGGAGAUGGUUACGGAAAUGCCAUUGCUGUUGGUGAAAGAGAUUGUUCAUUACAAAGAAGAAACCAAAAGAUUAUUGAAGAGACACCCGCACCAGAUUUACCAGAAGCCACUAGACAAAAAAUGAGAAAAGCCGCUGAGAGUUUGGGUGCAUCAAUGAAGUACAAGUGUGCUGGUACUGUUGAGUACAUUUACGAUCCCAAGAGAGACGAAUUCUACUUUCUCGAAGUGAACGCUAGGCUUCAAGUUGAACACCCAAUUACCGAGAUGGUUACCGGGCUCGACUUGGUUGAGUGGAUGCUUUUGAUUGCAGCCGAUACUCCACCUGACUUUAAUCAAAAGAUUGAAGUUAAAGGUGCCUCAAUGGAAGCUAGAUUAUACGCUGAAAAUCCAGUGAAAGAUUUCAUGCCUUCGCCGGGCCAACUUACUGAAGUUUCUUUCCCUGGCUGGGCCAGAGUUGAUACUUGGGUUGAAAAAGGUACAGUUGUUUCUGCUGAAUAUGAUCCAACUUUGGCCAAGAUUAUUGUGCACGGUAAAGAUAGAAACGACGCAUUAAAGAAAUUGCGCCAAGCAUUGGAUGAAACCAAGGUUUAUGGUUGUGUUACAAACAUUGACUAUCUCCGUUCAAUUGCAAACUCCAAGAUGUUUGAAGAAGCUAAAGUUGCUACUAAAGUAUUGGAUUCGUACGAUUACAAGCCACGUGCAGUAGAAAUUUUAGCUCCAGGUGCCUACACAACAGUUCAAGAUUAUCCUGGUAGAAGAGGCUACUGGAAUAUUGGUGUUCCACCUUCGGGAUGUAUGGAUCAGUUCUCGUUCAGAUUGGCUAAUCGAAUUGUUGGUAAUGAUGAGAAGGCUCCAGGUAUGGAAAUCACACUUAACGGACCAAAGUUGUUGUUUCACCAAGAAUGUGUUGUUGCUGUUACAGGUGGUGACUGUCCGGUUGAAGUUAAUGAUGAAAAAGUUAAUCAAUGGGAACCAAUUCAAAUCAAUAGCGGUGACAAAUUGUCCAUUGGCAAAUUGACUUCGGGUUGCAGAGCAUAUCUUGCCAUCAGAGGUGGUAUUGAUGUCUUGGAGUACUUGGGUUCGAGGUCAACAUUUGCAUUGGGUAAUCUUGGAGGUCACAAUGGACGUGUAUUGAAAUUGGGAGACGUGCUUUUCCUUGGACAACCAGAAUUGCCAAGCUGUACAUUGCCAGCACCUACUUCUGCGCCAUCAUCAAUCCCCAAAGCAUUGAUUCCAAACUACAACAAUAAAAUUUGGCAGAUUGGUGUUACAUGUGGUCCACAUGGUUCCCCAGAUUUUUUCAAACCAGAAUCCGUUGCUGAGUUCUUUUCAACCACAUGGAAAGUUCAUUACAAUUCCAACAGAUUUGGUGUGAGAUUAAUUGGUCCUAAACCUAAAUGGGCUAGAGCCGAUGGUGGUGAGGCUGGUUUGCAUCCUUCAAACACUCACGACUAUGUCUACUCCAUGGGUGCAGUCAACUUUACUGGUGAUGAGCCUGUUAUCUUGACAUGUGAUGGUCCAAGUUUGGGUGGUUUUGUUUGUGAAGCUGUUGUUGCUGAGAGCGAGUUAUGGAAGGUUGGUCAAGUUAAACCUGGCGAAGAGAUUCAAUUUGUACCAAUCACAUAUGAAACAGCAAGAAGAUUCAAGCAUCAACAAGAUAAACUCGUGGACUCAUUGACUGGAGCAUUGCCUUCAUUGGACAACGAGAGUUUGGAGCAUCCACAAACACCAAUCUUACAUCAAUUCCAAGUUUCUGAACAAGCUCCAAUGGCUACAUAUCGUCAAGCUGGUGAUCGCUACAUUCUUGUUGAGUAUGGUGAAAACAUUCUCGAUUUGAACAAAGCAUACAGAAUUCACAAAUUGGUGGAGAUGGUUAAGGAGUACAAGCCAAAAGGUAUUUUUGAAUUGUCUCCCGGUGUUAGGUCAGUAUUGGUUGAAUUCACUGAUGAUGUUACUCAAACCGAGGCUUUAAACACUUUGAUUGCUUAUGAGAAGGAAAUUGCAUUUACAAACAAAUGGCAGGUUAAGUCUAGAGUCCUUAAAUUGCCUAUGGCUUUUGAAGACAAAAAGACUUUGGAUGCAGUUAAGAGGUAUCAAGAAACUAUUAGAAGCGAUGCUCCAUGGUUGCCAAACAAUGUUGAUUUUAUUGCCAACAUCAAUGGGAUCACACGUGAUGACGUUAAGGACAUGUUGUACACAGCAAGAUUCCUUGUUUUGGGUUUGGGUGAUGUUUUCCUUGGUGCACCUUGUGCCGUGCCAUUGGAUCCAAGACACAGAUUUUUGGGUACCAAAUAUAAUCCAUCUAGAACUUUUACGCCAAAUGGUACAGUUGGUCUUGGUGGUAAUUACAUGUGUAUCUACACCAUGGAAUCUCCAGGUGGAUACCAAUUGGUUGGUAGAACAGUCCCAAUUUGGGACAAGUUGACUCUUGGUGCUCACUCAACCGAUAAGAACAAGCCAUGGCUCUUGAUGCCAUUCGACCAGAUUGAGUUUUACCCAGUUACCGAAGACGAGGUUGACAAAUUUUCCGAGGAGAUGAAUGCAGGCAAGUUUGAGAUUGAGAUUGUUGAUUCCGUGUUUGACCAUGGCAAAUACUUGCAGUGGAUCCAAGCCAAUUCCGAGUCUAUUGAGCAAUUCCAAAAAUCGCAACACGGCGAGAAAUUGGAGGAGUUUAACAAAUUGAUCCAAAUCUCCAAUAGUGAAUUGGAAAAGAAUGGACAAAACAAGUUGCUGGAUGAUGAAAAGUUUUCUGAGGAUGCCGAGAUGGUGUAUUCCGAAUACUCUGGUAGAUUCUGGAAGAGUCUUGUGCAAGUCGGUGACGAAGUUAAAAGCGGGCACCCAUUGGUUGUCAUUGAAGCUAUGAAAACCGAGAUGAUGGUAAAUGCACCACGUGAUGGAAAGGUUGUUAAGAUCUACCACAAAAAUGGUGACAUGGUUGAUGCUGGAGAUCUUGUAGUGGUUUUAGAGUAA
Lodderomyces elongisporus is the source of this 5580-nucleotide messenger RNA. It is a transcript of the gene DUR1,2, whose product is annotated as bifunctional urea carboxylase/allophanate hydrolase. The record is from RefSeq and is a predicted model, not a curated record. Lineage: Eukaryota; Fungi; Ascomycota; Pichiomycetes; Serinales; Debaryomycetaceae. The transcript has a single exon. Gene Ontology annotation, cellular component: mitochondrion. Bases 1 to 5580 code for a protein of 1859 amino acids. Gene Ontology annotation, molecular function: methylcrotonoyl-CoA carboxylase activity; ATP binding; metal ion binding.